AUGGCGUCCAUCACCCUCCUCUCCCUCGCUCCAGCCGCGACCUUCCUCCACCUCCCGGCCUCCACCGCCUCCUCCUCCCCCCACUUCGCCGCCAUUCCCCGCUCCCUCGCCGGCCGCCGGGCCCUCCUCCUCCGCGCGCGCGCGCCCCGCCGCGUCACCGUCGUCUGCAGCGCCGCGGCGGCGGCCGAGGCCUCGGAGGCGGAGCCCGUGGAGAAGUUCCGGCUCGACAACCUGAGCCCGCAGAAGGGGGCGCGGCGGAAGCCGAAGCGGAAGGGGCGCGGUAUCUCCGCGGGGCAGGGCGCCAGCUGCGGGUUCGGUAUGCGCGGGCAGAAGUCGCGCUCCGGGCCCGGCGUCCGCCGAGGGUUCGAGGGCGGGCAAAUGCCGCUCUACCGCCGUCUUCCCAAGCUCCGCGGAAUCGCCGGCGGAAUGCAUAUCGGGUUGCCAAAGUACGUGCCGUUCAAUUUGAGGGACAUAGUGCAGGGUGGGUUCAAGGAUGGCGAUGAGAUUUCCUUGGAGUCCUUGAAAUCGAGGGGCUUGAUCAAUCCAUCCGGCAGGGAAAGAAAGCUUCCACUCAAGAUUUUGGGAGAUGGUGAUCUAUCAGUCAAGUUGAACAUCAAGGCUGGGGCAUUCUCCUCCGCGGCCAAGGAGAAACUUGAGGCAGCUGGCUGUACUUUAACAGUGUUGCCCAAGCGGAAGAAAUGGCUACCAGCAGCUUAUGUGAAGAACCAAGCUCGUGCUGAAGAGUACUUUAGCAAGAAAAAAGGCGGCGCUGUUGAAUCUGAUGAAGCCACCACAUAG
Triticum turgidum subsp. durum (durum wheat) is the source of this 798-nucleotide messenger RNA. The record is from the annotation of a GenBank genome assembly. Lineage: Eukaryota; Viridiplantae; Streptophyta; Magnoliopsida; Poales; Poaceae.